UUCUUAAUUCCAAAAUCCCAAACACAUUCUUACAAAGCCCUCCUCCAAAGCCCCUCUCCCCUGGCAACUUUCAGGCGAACUUUCACACUCUCUCUCCAAAUUCCAAUCUGUUCGAGUGCGAGCGAGCAAUCAUCGAAUAGUACAAUUCUCUGAUUCCAUUUCUCGUUAGACUUUCAAUACUGUUUCAUUCUUUGCAACACACAAAUCACUUUCUGGUUCAGAAAAUGGGAAGAAGAUUCGACGAAGCGAUGCUCCCUUCAAAUUUAACCCCCAAUGGCGCCUCCACCGCCGCAGUUGGGGCUCCUCCUCCUUCUCGCCAACCGAACUACAACCUCACUCGUGUUCAGGAAGCAUUGGAACACUUGGCAUCGAUUGAUUUGAUUGAAUUGUGCAAUGAAGCUAAAGUUGAGCGUUGCCGGGCAACCAGAGACUUGAGAAGUUGUGGACGCCAUGUAGAAAGUGUAUUGAACUCAUGUGGGCAUGCAUCUUUAUGUACAGAGUGUUGUCAGCGUUGUGAUAUUUGCCCAAUUUGUAGAAUUCCAAUACCAAAGAAUGGAAAUAGACUUCGCCUUCGCCUUUACUAUGAGUGCAUAGAGGCUGGUCUAAUCUCUAAAAAAUGUGAUGACAGAUUUCAGGAAAAAGAAGAUGGAGAGAGGCAGAUAGCUGCUGAUAUUGAACGGCUUUAUUCUUUGUUUGAUGUUGCCCUAGAGAACAACUUGGUUUCUCUGAUUUGCCACUAUGUUACAGAUGUUUGUAUGGAUGAAAAUGCUGUCUCAAGUGAUCCUGUCAUUGCUUUCUUAUUGGAUGAAGUGGUUGUCAAGGAUUGGUGCAAGCGGACAUUCAAAAAUAUUCUUACAGAACUUCAAGGAUUCUAUAGUCAUACAGUACAAGAGAUGAAAAUGCGAUUGAGUUCACUUCUUAAGUUUUCAGUGAAGCUGGCUGGCAUAUCCAAUGUUCUGGAAGUUUUGGAAUCAUCAUUUAAGGGUGCUCUUUCUGCACAGCUUCAUGAUCUGCACCACCUUCAAGAAAGCAUAUUAAAGACAAAGCAGCAUAUGGAGAUGAUGAUAUGGUGCAUAAGGCAUCACUUUCUGGAGAAUGUCAAGCCUCGCUAUACUAAUAUCACAUCAUGGCGUGCUGCUGUCCGUGAAAGGAAAUCAGCUGCAAUUAUGCGUUCAUGGCCUGAUUCAGUAAAUAACUCUGCAGGAUCCGGUAGAACCAACGGUUCCACACUUUUUAUUGAAGAUGCACUGUCGAAUAUUGAUAUAGAUCAGGGAUACACACAUGAAAGGGCAGGGGAAUUAGAAAUUGCAUCCUUGCAGAAGGAUGAAAGCUCAUCAUUUUUCAGGUCUAAGAUAGAGGGGAUGGCAGGAUGCUACCCAUUUGAAAAUCUGCGAGCUGCUGCUGAUGUACUCUUUUUGCAUGGGAGUUCUGAUUUGGUGCUUGCAAAGCAAGCAAUAUUUCUCUAUUACCUGUUUGAUCAGCACUGGACAAGGCCUGGAGGGGAAUGGAGACACAUUAUAGACGACUUUGCAGCUACAUUUAAUAUAACCAGGCAUUCCUUACUGGAAUCUUUUACCUUUUAUCUUUUGGAUGACUACACUGAUGAUGCUCUGCAGGAAGCUUGUCACCUUCUCCCAGAAAUCUCAGGCCCAACAACUCAUCCGAAGGUUGCACAAGUUUUGUUGGAAAGACAAAAUCCUGAUGCUGCUCUUAUGGUUCUAAGGUGGUGUGGGCUUGAUGGUGGAGCACAGUUGGUUUCACUAGGUGAGGCUGUCACUGCUGUUCAAGUGAGAGUGGAGUGUGGACUUCUGACUGAAGCAUUUAUGUACCAGAGAACGCUCUGCAUGAAAGUUAAGGAAAAGAAGCUGAAGCAUGGGCACUUAGACGAUCUAAAAGAUGAGUGCAGGACCUGGGUGGACUGGAUGGAGGCACUGGUUACUGAAAUUUGUUGUCUUUGCAUCCGGAGAAACUUGGUAGAUCGAAUGAUAGAAUUGCCAUGGAAUUCAGUCGAAGAGAAAUAUCUCCACAAGAGCCUCUUAGACUUUGCUCUUGAUGAUCCCUCAACGACAGUUGGAAGUCUUCUUGUGGUUUUUUAUCUGCAGCGCUACCGGUAUGUUGAGGCAUACCAAAUUGACCGUAAACUUCAGAGUGUGGAGCAGGACUUCAUUUCAAAGAAUUCUGUUAGUGAAGAAUUCUUAUUCAGAAUGAGAUCAGCGAGUCACUGGAGAGCAGGAUUGGUUGAAAAGAGCAUAGAGUUGCUGCCAGAAGUUCAACAAGAAGAAGCAAAGACUGGAAAAUUGCCUGAAAUUGCUGUUUCUCCUGUUAAUGAUACUGGAAUUCCUGCAAGGUCUGAUCCUGCGAAUUUCCAGGAACCAAAUUCAACGAGUUUAUUGGUUCCUGCCUCUAUUGAUUCUUCCCUUCUUUUUCGGAUGGAGAAAGCAAUCCCUUCCUCGAAACAUUCAGUUCUUGAAACUCCAUCAAAACUUGGUGGAUUUUCCAACAUUUCCCAUUUUGAACUCGGGAACCAUGGUACUCCCUCCAUUCUGCAAGGGAGUUUCUUUACCAAUGCAGAAAGAGUCCUGAAGCCUCAAGGCGGUGCUAGCAAGAAGUUCAAAUUUGAAGACACCCGUACCCCUGGUAUUCGUCACGUUAGUGCAAUGAUGGUAACCCCACUAAAAGAGUUCAACAGGAGUUCAUCAAGACUGCCUCAGAAUAGAACCUUCCAAGAUCAUCAAUUUGAUGAAGUGUCACCAGAAAAAGAAGAAAAUGGGUUCACACACAGACUUCAAAAUACCAGGCCGUCUUCCCUUGCAGCAUCUGGUAAACGGGUCCCAUCAGAUGGACCUUAUAGACCUUUGAAGGCAGUCCCCUCAGAUGAUCCAAUGGGCAUGUCUUGGAGCCAUGGAGAGAAGGGUUCUGUGGAGGAUGGAGAUGGAAAUGGAAAUGGUGGACCAAGAUGGAGGUCUGAUGACACCAGCGAAGAUGAACUGCAGAGUCCAGAUAGACUCACAGGACCGACUUCUUAUUCUACAGCUAUGAGGGGAGUAAGAAGAAGCAGGUUAGCCAGAAGAUGAUGAACUGUGUUCAUGUUGUGACCUUAACAAAGAUAGACUUGGCCUUCUGUGAUACCUCCGAUUGCGUAACGUGGGAGAUCAAUGAGAAUAGCGUGCUAGUUUCAGAUUUUACCAGUUGGGGAGAAGUGAGAGGGGUGGCUCAAGGAGCUGAGUUUUACAGAGGAUGAAGGCUAGGUUUAAUUGGCCAUUUCCUUGUUUUCUAUUUGUAGUGUCGGUAAAAGUUUUACUGAAAAUACUAUCCUAUGUAGAGUCGGAGAAAUUUUUGG
Camellia sinensis is the source of this 3340-nucleotide messenger RNA. Its product is annotated as E3 ubiquitin-protein ligase HOS1. NCBI's taxonomy places the organism in Eukaryota, Viridiplantae, Streptophyta, Magnoliopsida, Ericales, Theaceae. The record is from RefSeq and is a predicted model, not a curated record. Gene Ontology annotation, biological process: protein ubiquitination. Gene Ontology annotation, molecular function: ubiquitin-protein transferase activity.